This is a messenger RNA of Macrosiphum euphorbiae (potato aphid), 210 nucleotides long. NCBI's taxonomy places the organism in Eukaryota, Metazoa, Arthropoda, Insecta, Hemiptera, Aphididae. The record is from the annotation of a GenBank genome assembly.
AUGUCUCGGAUCGAAGAAGCAGAAGAAGCUGUUAUCCGAUGCGGUGUGCUUGAGAUGGGCGGAGUGGAUACCACUACGGUCGGUGGGCAGAAGAAAGGCCGAGACUGUGAUGCCUUUGCUACAUCAUUUAUCAAUCCGAGGCCGGACGGCGACGACGACGCCGAAAUGCCGAAAACCUCUCGACUCUUUGAGACGCAUAUAUACAUAUAA